This is a messenger RNA of Plasmodium fragile, 723 nucleotides long. RefSeq lists its product as uncharacterized. Gene Ontology annotation, molecular function: protein disulfide isomerase activity. NCBI's taxonomy places the organism in Eukaryota, Apicomplexa, Aconoidasida, Haemosporida, Plasmodiidae. The transcript is spliced from 9 exons. The coding region runs from base 1 to 723 and encodes 240 amino acids. Gene Ontology annotation, cellular component: endoplasmic reticulum. The record is from RefSeq and is a predicted model, not a curated record.
AUGGUGGGUAGCUUCCUCCUCUGCAGUUCACUUCUGCUCUUCUGCUUAGCUUGCGUGAAUUGCAAGCUGCCCUGCCCCCAACGCGAUCUCUUCAAAAUUGACGCGGAUAAUGUUCAAACCGUUUUUGACACAAAUGAGUACUGGUUUGUAAAAUUUUACGCCCCCCAGUGCGUGCACUGCAAGCGAAUAUGGAGUACCAUAAUGAAUGUAAAAAUUGACGUACAAAGUGAUGAUAAAAGAAGGGUGUAUUUUGGAGAGGUUAACUGCGACGACACGAACGGACGGAGCAUUUGUGAACAGUACGGCGUUUUAAACAUACCCCAGUUGAAACUAUUUAAGGGAAACGAAUUGCUCUCAACAUAUUCAUACAGCACUAACGAUGAGCGUCUUAUAAAGAAAUGGAUAAAUUAUGUUACAACGCCAGUCUUUUGGGCUGUCCAUUCAGAGGAAGAGUUAAAUUCGCGCCAAACGGACGACAAUUUUUUUCUGACUUGUGCAGAAAAUUUAAGCGACGACUUAAUCAAGGCGGCAAAGAUCUACAGCGAGGAAUGCUAUUUUAUUAACAUUAAGAAUAGGGAGCUGUGCGACAAGUUAAGCAUCAAGGCAAACCACUUGCACGUGCGGGGGGCACAGGAGCAUGCGACUUAUGACCUGAACAAAAUUGACUUUGAAGAGCUCAAGUCUUUUAUGAAUAAAAAUCGGUUCCCCCUAGAAAUAAUUUGA